This is a messenger RNA of Hipposideros armiger (great roundleaf bat), 2712 nucleotides long. It is a transcript of the gene NOP2, whose product is annotated as NOP2 nucleolar protein. Gene Ontology annotation, biological process: maturation of LSU-rRNA; rRNA base methylation. The transcript is spliced from 16 exons. Gene Ontology annotation, molecular function: rRNA (cytosine-C5-)-methyltransferase activity; RNA binding. Gene Ontology annotation, cellular component: nucleolus. NCBI's taxonomy places the organism in Eukaryota, Metazoa, Chordata, Mammalia, Chiroptera, Hipposideridae. Bases 128 to 2590 code for a protein of 820 amino acids. The record is from RefSeq and is a predicted model, not a curated record.
GCGCUCUGCGCGCCUGCGUGAAACGUUUCCUAGGAGGGUGGCGUUGGAACGCUAGCCUCGGACUGCACGUGGAGUGCUGUACCUGGUACCGAGGGGGCGUCUCGGGCCUGGACCCGCUUUCAGUACCAUGGGGCGCAAGUUGGACCCUACGAAGAAGGAGAAGCGUGGGCCGGGCCGAAAGGCUCGGAAACAGAAGGGUGCCGAGACCGAACUCGCCAGAUUCUUGCCUACAGCUGGUGACGAAAAUUCUAAAAGACUGUCUAGUCGUGCUCGAAAGAGGGCAGCUAAAAGGAGGUUGGGCUCUGCAGAAGCCCCUGAGACGAAUAAGUGCCCUGGGGCCAACCCAUUGACUGGAAAGCUACCAAAAGGGAUCUCUGCAGGAGCUGUCCAGACACCUGGUAAGAAGGGAGCCCAGUCCUUAUUUAACACUGCUCAAGGCAAGAAGCGCCCAGCACCAGCCCAUAGCAGUGAUGAGGAAGAGGAAGAGGACUCUGAAGAAGAUGGUGUGCUAAACCAAGGGGACUUUUGGGGCUCAGAGGACGGCGAUGCUGAUAUGAAGGAUGACUAUGGAGCUGAUUCGAACUCAGAGGAUGGAGGUGACAGUGAAGGCGAAGAGUUGCUGCCCAUUGAAAGGGCUGCUCGGAAGCAGAAGGCCCAGGAAGCUGUUGCUGGGGAAGAGUGGAGUGAGGAGGAGACUGAUGAAGAGGAAGAAGAGGAGGAAAUGUCCCCUAAGCCAGGCCCCCAAGAGGGUGAUGAGCCAGAUGGGGGCCUGCAGAUCAAUGUGGAAGUGGAGGAGCCUUUCGUGCUGCCCCCUGCUGGGGAGACGGAGCAGGAUGCCCAGGCUCCAGACUUGCAACGAGUUCACAAGCGAAUCCAAGAUAUAGUCGGAGUGCUGCGUGAUUUUGGGACUCAGCGGGAGGAAGGUCGGUCUAGAGCUGAAUAUCUGCAUCGGCUUCAGAGGGAUCUGGCCACUUACUACUCCUAUGGAGAAUUCCUGCUUGGCAAGCUCAUGGACCUCUUCCCCCUGUCUGAGCUGGUGGAGUUCUUAGAAGCUAAUGAGGUGCCUCGGCCCAUCACCCUCAGGACCAAUACCUUGAAAACCCGGCGCCGAGACCUUGCUCAGGCGCUAAUCAAUCGUGGGGUUAACCUGGAUCCCCUGGGCAAGUGGUCGAAGACUGGACUAGUGGUAUAUGAUUCCUCAGUGCCCAUUGGUGCUACUCCUGAGUACCUGGCUGGGCACUAUAUGCUGCAGGGAGCCUCCAGUAUGUUACCUGUCAUGGCCUUGGCGCCCCAGGAACAUGAGCGGAUACUGGACAUGUGUUGUGCCCCUGGAGGAAAGACCAGCUACAUAGCCCAGCUGAUGAAGAACACGGGUGUGAUCCUUGCCAAUGAUGCCAAUGCUGAGCGGCUCAAGAGUGUUGUGGGCAACCUGCACCGGUUAGGAGUCACCAACACCAUUAUCAGCCACUAUGAUGGGCGCCAGUUCCCCAAGGUGGUGGGGGGCUUUGACCGAGUACUGCUGGAUGCUCCCUGCAGUGGCACUGGGAUCAUCUCCAAGGACCCAGCUGUGAAGACUAACAAGGAUGAGAAGGACAUCCUGCGCUGUGCUCACCUUCAGAAGGAGUUGCUCCUGAGUGCUAUUGACUCUGUCAAUGCCACCUCCAAGACAGGAGGCUACCUUGUCUACUGCACCUGUUCCAUUAUGGUGGAAGAGAAUGAGUGGGUGGUGGACUAUGCCCUGAAAAAGAGGAAUGUACGACUGGUGCCCACAGGUCUAGACUUCGGCCAAGAGGGUUUUACCCGCUUUCGAGAAAGGCGCUUCCACCCUACUCUGCGUUCUACCCGCCGCUUCUACCCUCACACCCACAAUAUGGAUGGUUUCUUUAUUGCCAAGUUGAAGAAAUUCUCCAAUUCUAUUCCCCAGUCCCAAACAGCCCCAGGAAAUCCUGCAGCCUCUACCCCUGCAAGCCUAGGUCAUGUGACCCCCAAGCCUGAGAGCAGCAGCCAGCCUGCCAAGAAGGCCAAAGUGGAAACAAAGCAGCAGUUGCAGAAACUGCAACAUCCCAAGAAGGCCUCCUUCAAGAAGCAGAAUGGGAGUGGCAUCUCCAAAGGGGCAGACUCUGAUUUGUCCACUGCACCUUCUGUCACAAAGGUCCAAGCUUCCUCCAUGCUCCAGGAUAGCAGUCAGCCAGCUGAAAAGGCCAAAGUGAUGAGGGAACCAAAAGUGACUGGGAAAUUAAAGCAACAGUCACCUAAACUUCAGUCCUUCAAGAAAGUUGCCUUCCGGAAGCAGAAUGCUCCUGUCAAGGGCAUGGACACAGACACACCUGCUGUGCUGUCCCUUUCCAAGACCCAGGCCACUCAGAAGCCUGAGAACUGUAUUCAGCCCUUUGGGAAGACCCACCGGGCUGAGAAGAUAAAACAGCAGUUGCCAGAGCAGCUUUCCAAGAAAACUGCCUUCCAGAAACAGAAUGGCACCCCCAAGGGACGUAAGACUCCCACCAUGUCCCCCCUUGAUUCCAGCCGGCCCCCACCAGCAAAGAGGAGAAAAUCUCAAUCCAGAGGCAGCAGCCAGCCACUGCUGUCUUAGAUGGAUAGUUGAAACUAGACGGGGGUGGCUCCUUGCUGUUGUCACUGGGUUGGAACUCUUAACCUCUGUGAGAAUGGCUUUCCCACUGCAUAAGAAAUUUAAUAUACAUUUUACAAUCUCUA